This is a messenger RNA of Urocitellus parryii (Arctic ground squirrel), 4677 nucleotides long. RefSeq names its product zinc finger protein 418-like. Lineage: Eukaryota; Metazoa; Chordata; Mammalia; Rodentia; Sciuridae. Gene Ontology annotation, molecular function: DNA-binding transcription factor activity; RNA polymerase II cis-regulatory region sequence-specific DNA binding. The record is from RefSeq and is a predicted model, not a curated record. Gene Ontology annotation, biological process: regulation of transcription by RNA polymerase II.
GCGUCGCUGCCCGGUGGGUCGUAGGCGCGCCCGGGAACCGUUUUUGCCGUCAGAAGUUGUGGGGCGUGGAGCCGGGGUCGAGAUUCCCUUGACCACGGAAGCGCUUAUGGACUGGAUGCAGAGCUGUGUCACCUUUGAGGACGUGGCUGUUUACUUCUCCCAGGAGGAGUGGGGACUCCUUGAUGAGGCUCAAAGGCUGCUGUACCUUCGCGUGAUGCUGGAAAACUUUGCACUUGUAACCUCUCUGGUUUAUUGGCAUGAAGCAGAGGAUGAAAGGAUACCUCCUGGGCCAAGGGUUUCUGCAGAAGAAGCAUCACACAUCAGGACUCCAAAACAAAGUCCAUCUUUCCAAAAGACUCACCCCUGUGACAUUUGUAUACUAGUCCUGAAGAAUAUUUUGCAUCUGGAUGAUCUACCUGGACAGAAACUGUACUUUUCUGGGGCCUGUGAAAACCUUCACCAGGAACAGAAACAUCAAAGUGCAGAGAACACAUUAAAAAGAGAAGUGAACAGUGCCUCCUUUGUGAAGAGCUGCAUAUUCCAUGUGUCAGGGAAUCCUUUCCUCUGUGGCAAGACUGGAAAGGACUUCCCUGAUAAGUGGGGCAUUCUUCAGCCCCAGGCCAUUCCCAAAGGUGAGAAGCCAAACAUAGUCAGAGAGUGUGGGGAGGCCUUUCACUGUGGGAAAAAUCAUUGUAAGUCAGGAGCAUGCAGAGACACUUCCAGCCACAAACACACACUUAUUCGUCAUCUAAGAGUCUGCACUGGAAAAGGGGGUUUUGAUGCUAGCAAAUGUGGAACAGCCUUCCAAGAGAAAUACUCACUUGUUCCGUUCCAGAGAGUCCAUGCUGGAGAAAGGCCUUAUGAAUGCAGUGAAUGUGGAAAAUCUUUUAGCCAAAAAGCCACCCUUAUUACACACCAGAGAGUUCAUACUGGAGAAAAACCAUACAAGUGUGGUGAAUGUGGAAAAUCGUUUAGUCAAAGCUCAAACCUCAUUGAACACUGCAGAGUUCACACUGGAGAAAGGCCUUAUGAGUGUGAUGAAUGUGGAAAAGCCUUUGGGUGCAAAUCUAACCUUGUUCGACAUCAGAGAACUCAUACAGGAGAAAAGCCAUAUGAAUGUGGCCAAUGUGGGAAAUUCUUUAGACAGAGCUUUAGCCUCGUUGAACAUCAGAGCAUUCACACUGCAGCACGGCCUUAUGAGUGUAGCCAAUGUGAAAAAUCCUUUAGUCAGAAAGCUACUCUCAUUAUACAUCAGAGAGUUCACACUGGAGAAAGGCCAUAUAAGUGUGGGGAGUGUGGGAAAUCCUUUAGCCAAAGCUCCAACCUUAUUGAACACUGCAGAAUCCACACUGGUGAGAGGCCUUAUGAGUGUGGCGAAUGUGGAAAAUCUUUUAGUCAAAGAGCCACCCUCAUUAGACACCAGAGAAUUCACACUGGAGAAAGGCCUUAUGAAUGUAGGGAAUGUGGCAAAUUCUUUAGACAGAACUUUAGCCUCAUUGAACACCGUAGAAUUCACACUACAACAAAGAUUUAUGAGUGUGGCCAGUGUAGGAAAUCUUUUAGCCAAAGAGCUACACUCAUUAGACAUCAAAGAGUUCACACUGGAGAAAGGCCUUAUGAAUGUGGGGAAUGUGGCAAGUCCUUUGGAUACAAAUCCAAACUUGACCGACACCAGAGAACUCACACUGGAGAAAGACCUUACGAGUGUGCUGAAUGUGGGAAGUUCUUUAGGCAAAGCUACAGCCUCGUUGAACACCAGAGAGUUCACACUAGAGCAAGACCUUAUGAGUGUGGCCAGUGUGCAAAAUCUUUUAGUCGAAGAGCUGCCCUGGUUAAACACCAGAGAGUUCACACUGGGGAAAGGCCUUAUAAGUGUGGGGAAUGUGGAAAAACCUUUAGUCGGAGCACUAGCCUUAUUCAACACUGCAGAAUCCAUACUGGAGAAAGACCAUAUGAGUGUGACCAGUGUGGGAAAUCUUUUAGGCAAAAGUCUGUUUUAAUUCAACAUCAGGUAGUUCACACUGGAGAAAGGCCUUAUGAAUGCAGCAAAUGUGGGAAAUCUUUUAGCCAACGCUCAAGCUUCUUUCAACACCAAAAAUGUCACACCAUGGGAAUGCCUCACAGAGGCAGCAGAUAUGGGGAAUCCCUCAGCCCAAGGUCUCCUGUUGCUUAGUUUCUGAAAGCCCAUGCAAGAAAGGCCUUAAACCUGCAAAGGAAUAUGCUGUCUUUGCUCACUGUGACAGCACUAGAGAGCUUUUAUAAAGAGGUCACCACAUGUAUUUGCACACUUCCAGAGGGCUGAAGGACCCUGUGAGUUGCGGCACAUGUGAGGAGGAUGGGAGCUGCUCUGAACAUUUUAGACUGCUGCCCUCAUCAAAGUUGAAUCACAGCCACAUUCUCACAGAAGUUGUCUCCCAUCUAGCCCCAAGCACCUCAGCACACACAGACUCGGAUGCCUGUGUUCUCCCCUUCUCUAGAGGAAAUCUCCAAUAACCUGAUCCAUGAGAGUAUUUUUCUUACUAUUGUGUGUCUGUGUUCUGGUUAAGGGGACCCAGCCCGGGCUCACCUGGAGGCUUGGGAAGUCUUCAUUGAAUUCUUGGCCUCAUGUGACACUUGUAGUUGAUGAUUACAGAUUUCAAGUUACUAACCAGUAGCUUCCUGUUGAACAUUGCUCUGAUUUGUGGACUAAUAAAGGCCUUUUGUUUGAUCUACUUUUAAUCAGGGGGUUCUGUUCACAGCCUUGGGUGGGUAGAAUAUGGAUGGGUCCUGUUUGUAUUAAAAGAUGGAUAGCUUUUAUAGGACCUCUUCAUUUUGUGUCUCAGUAAAGAACUUAGUGGCAGAGAGUGGUUCUCUGUUUUGUUUAACAUGAAUUACUACCCAAGACCCCCACUGUGGACAGCUUUUAUAGGACCUCUUCAUUUUGUGUCUCAGUAAAGAACUUAGUGGCAGAGAGUGGUUCUCUUUCUGUUUUGUUUAACAUGAAUUACUACCCAAGACCCCCACUGGAGCAGUGCAGGGCUUUGGGGUCCUAGUUUGGAGCCUCGAUGCCUCUGAAUUUGUUUUUGUUUUAGAUCAGAGAUCACCUUGAAGAGGUGUCAGUUGUUAUGGCCAUGUUCAGUACUUUCAGAAAUACUCUGAAUUUAUUUCAUUAUUCCCACAUAACUUCCCAUAAAACUCAAUAUUGUUAAGGGAAACUUCAUUGGGUUCUAUAGUCAUGCAGUCUGACAUCCAUGAUGCCAUAGGUCAGCAUCACUGAUACAAGAGCGCAGGAACCAGGUACGAACACCACUUGGAACAGAAGUACAUGGCGUGAUCAGUGGAGUGGAGGGCUGGCAGACAGAACGUGUUACUUGUAAAAGUGUACCCCAGAUCCUAGGACUAACAGAUCAUGCUACUUCCAAAUCUAUGUUCCACUGUGAUCAGGAUCAUUAUCGGUAGAUACUCAUGCUCUUGUCAGGUUCCCAUCGUUUUUCUGGGCUGUUCACCUAAGUCUAAAUGGGGAAAAGAAAAAAAAAAAAAAAAGCAGGAGGAGGCCAAAAAAAGCAAGGGAUUGGAGAAAGAUCCUACAUGCAGUGGAGUCGGGGAGAUAGGAAGUUCCUGUCUGAGAGGUAAAAAAGCUGUUCCCCCCACCCUCUUUUGUGGCCAGGCAACUGCAACUGCUCCUGUCUCAGUAUAGCUUUCAUUGCUCACCAUUUUUUCCUGCCCAGUUUAAGGCUGCCCUUCUCUAGGCACAAGGAAGGAGGUACUGGAGUGAACAGGUGGUUGGCAUGCCUGGUUUCCAAAAACUUGGGUGACUUUUACUCUCUUUAUCUAUACACACACACACUGAGGCACAGUUGACCUGCAAUAACCAGUAUACAUUUAAGACACAUAAUCUGAACCAGUUUAUCACACAAGCCCAUGAAGUAUUCCUGAUCUGAAUAAUGAACGUUUCCAGAAUUAUCUCAUAUAAUCUCCCUGCCUUCCUCAGGCCUUCAGGUGUCCAGUGAUUUACUUUCUUUCACUAUGAAUCAGUUUGCAUUUUUUUUUACAGUUUUACAUGAGAAGAAUCAAAUUAUUUGAUUUUUCUUGUAUUUUUCAUGCAGUAUCAUUACUUUUAGCUUUAUUGAUGUUGGCACCUUUUGUAUUGCUACAUAGUAUUCUGUUCUAUGGACAUACCACUAUUUGUUUAUUGAUCUGUUAAGGGGUAGGUAAUUUUUUUUUCCAAUUUGGGGUAUUCACAAAGUUGCAAAGAACAUAGGUAUAAAUUUUUAAUAAGGAAAUACAUUUCUCUUUUGCCAAUAACUUCAAGUGAAUGUCCCACUUAACAAACAAACCAAAAAACAUGGCAAACUGUAACCUAAGCAGGUUGUGUCCAUUGUGAUCCCAACAGCAGUGUGUGAACAUUCUUCAUCCCUGACAAGUUUCUGCUUGGUAGGGUUGAUGUUUUAAAUUUUAGCCAUGCAAAUAAGUCUGUAAUGUCAUUUCUCUGUGGUUGUAAUUGCACUUCUGUGAUGUUCUGUAAUGUUGAACAGCUUUUUUCACCUAUUAUUUGCCACCUUUAUAUCCUUUUUUCUUAAAAAUCUUUGUUAAUACCCUUAGUCUACUUUUAAUGGAUAUUGAUUCGUAUUCUUGUUUUCAUUGAAAAUAAAUAUGUAUAGAAAAGACGUGUUGUAACUUCAUUUGGUCUUCAGUCAG